Corylus avellana is the source of this 504-nucleotide messenger RNA. The record is from RefSeq and is a predicted model, not a curated record. Lineage: Eukaryota; Viridiplantae; Streptophyta; Magnoliopsida; Fagales; Betulaceae.
AUGGCCUACGCAUUGCUUAUACUCAUCAUGGCUCUAGCCAUACCCCACAUCCCUGCACAAGGGGCUGCACCACUGCCAACCGCAGCCAAGGAGUACCUUCAAGGACACAACCAAGCAAGGGCAGCAGUUAGGGUUAGCCCGCUCAAGUGGAGCGAGGGGCUAGCUAAUGCCGCAAGCCGAGUAGUCCGAUACCAAAGAAACAAAAUGAGAUGCGGCUUGGCAAGCUUGACCAACCGCAAUUAUGGUUGGAACCAGUUGUGGACAAGCGGCAAGACCUUGACACCACGCAUGGUCGUUGAUACAUGGGUGAAAGAGAAGCAAUACUAUAACUACGCCAACAACAUGUGUCUGCCAAACCACACGUGCCGCGUCUAUACUCAGGUCGUGUGGAGGAAGUCUCUGGAGUUGGGGUGUGCUCAAGCUAGAUGUGUGAAGGAGGGCACUAGCAUAACUAUAUGUUUCUAUAAUCCUCCUGGAAAUAUUGUGGGGAAGAAGCCGUACUAG